Molecule: messenger RNA, 3192 nt
Organism: Metarhizium acridum CQMa 102
Lineage: Eukaryota; Fungi; Ascomycota; Sordariomycetes; Hypocreales; Clavicipitaceae
Biological process (GO): rescue of stalled cytosolic ribosome; ribosome-associated ubiquitin-dependent protein catabolic process
Cellular component (GO): RQC complex
Molecular function (GO): tRNA binding; ribosomal large subunit binding
Source: RefSeq, a predicted model, not a curated record
AUGAAGCAAAGAUUCUCGUCGUUGGAUGUCAAGGUAAUCGCACACGAGCUCAAUCAGAGCUUGGUGACGCUACGUCUAGCCAACGUGUACGACCUUUCGUCCAAAAUCCUGCUCUUCAAGUUCGCCAAACCCGAUAAUAAGAAACAAUUGGUUGUUGAUACCGGAUUUCGCUGCCACUUGACGAAAUUUUCACGAACUACAGCUGCUGCUCCGUCGGCUUUCGUGGCUCGACUGAGGAAGCUCCUGAAAACGAGGCGAUUAACUUCAGUAUCGCAAGUUGGCACUGACAGAAUUCUGCAAUUGCAAUUCAGUGACGGACAGUAUAGACUCUUCCUAGAAUUUUUUGCGAGCGGUAAUAUCAUUCUGACCGAUGCCGACUUGAAAAUUUUGAGCCUUGCCCGAAAUGUCUCGGAAGGAGAUGGUCAGGAACCCCAACGUGUCGGUCUGCAAUAUUCACUCGAGAAUCGACAAAAUUUCCACGGCAUUCCCCCCCUCACCAGGGAGAGGGUACAAGUGGCCUUGCAGUCGGCAGUUGACAAAGCUGCCGCCACUCCAGCGUCCAAAAAGCCGAAAGGAAAGCCGGGCGGCGAUUUGCGAAAAUGUUUGGCCGUAUCAAUUACCGAACUCCCCCCGGUUCUCGUAGAUCAUAUCCUGCAGUCCAAUAACUUCGAUACGGCUGUCAACCCGGCCGAGAUCCUGGAAAACGAAGUAUUGUUGGAUGAGCUUGUCAAGCUCCUAUCAGAGGCCAAAUCUUCAGUUGAGGGCAUAACCAGCUCUGAAAUAUGCACUGGGUAUAUUUUUGCAAAAAGACGGGAUGGAAACCCCAUCAAAGAGGCCCAAGGCAGCGAGGCAGCGACAAACCGCGGCGAGCUACUAUACGAGGACUUCCACCCAUUCAUUCCUCACAAGCUUCAGAGAGACCCAAGCAUAAAAGCGCUAGAAUUCAAAGGCUAUAAUCAAACAGUGGAUGAGUUCUUCUCGUCUUUAGAGGGUCAGAAGUUAGAAACUAGGCUAAACGAGAGAGAAGCAGCGGCAAAAAGAAAGCUGGAUGCAGCCAAGGCAGAUCAAGCCAAGAGAAUCGAGGGCCUGCAAGAUGCUCAGACAUUGAACAUGCGCAAAGCGGCUGCAAUUGAGGCAAAUGUGGAAUGGGUACAAGAAGCUAUGGACGCGGUCAAUGGCCUUCUCGCGCAGGGUAUGGACUGGGUAGACAUUGGAAAACUUGUCGAGCGAGAAAAGAAGCGGAAAAACCCCGUGGCAGACAUUAUUGUCCUUCCCCUUAAUCUUGCUGAAAAUUUAAUUACACUCAGCCUAGCUGAAGAAGAGGAGGAGGAGGCGGAGGAAGCGGAUCCCUUUGAGACAGAUGACAGCGAUUCCGAAGACGAAAACGAGGCCAGUACCAUCUCAAAGAAAAGUGAGAAGCCAGCCAAGGGUUUAAACGUUGAGAUUAAUCUCAAGCUGAGCCCCUGGAGUAACGCUCGAGAGUAUUAUGAACAACGGCGGACCGCAGUUGUAAAAGAAGAGAAGACGCAACAGCAGGCAUCCCGGGCUCUCAAAAAUGCAGAGCAAAAGAUCGUGGAAGACUUGAAGAAGGGACUGAAACAAGAAAAGGCUCUCCUGCAGCCUAUCAGGAAACAAUUGUGGUUCGAAAAGUUCCUCUGGUUCAUCUCCUCCGACGGUUACCUUGUGCUUGGUGGCAAAGAUGCUCAGCAAAAUGAAAUAUUGUACAAGAGAUAUCUGCGAAAGGGUGACGUAUAUUGUCAUGCCGACUUGAGAGGAGCACCAAGUGUUAUUAUCAAGAACAACCCAAGCACGCCGGAUGCACCUAUACCUCCGGCAACUUUAGCCCAGGCAGGCAAUCUGUCGGUUUGCGCUUCCGAAGCAUGGGACCAGAAAGCAGGUAUGGGGGCAUGGUGGGUUAAGGCGGACCAAGUUUCGAAGUCGGGACCUGCAGGAGAUUUUUUGCCAACUGGUAAUUUUAUGGUGCGAGGACAGAAGAACUUUUUAGCCCCGGCACAACUUCUACUCGGUCUUGGGAUCAUGUUCAAGAUUAGUGAAGAAAGCAAAGCGCGACAUGUCAAACACAGAAUACAUGAUGUUGACUCGGCUCUGGGCUCAGACGUAGCGACAAGUCGCAACGAUAUGCAGAGCCUUGCGUCGGUGGCAGACUCUCAGGAAAAGGAACCAGAAGACGAUGUAACUCAGUCCGACAAUGAAAGUGAUGACGGCCGAGAACAGGAGGAUGCCCGCGCAAACCCCUUGCAGGCUCCUGAUGCUGCAGAGGACGACGAAGUAGACGAAGCCACAGGUGCAGUGUCAUCCUUGAACCUCACAGAGCAGCCAACUGGUGAAGGCGAUGGCGAGGAUGAGGCAGCAGAAACAGGCACGAGUCGAGACGAAUCGGAACUGGCGACAGAAGCGUCCGAGGCACCUACCAAGACAUCGGACUCCACGACUCAAACCGCCGCUACACCAUCCUCCCAUUCCAAGAAAGGACCUCCUAAGCGCGGCCAAAGGGGCAAAGCAAAGAAGAUUGCUCUCAAAUACAAGGACCAAGACGAGGAGGACCGCGCCGCCGCCGAGGCACUAAUCGGCGCAACUGUCGGCCAGAAACGACAAGAGGCAGAGGCCAAGGCCAAGGCGGACAGGCAAGCCGAGCUAGAUGCUGCCAGAGAACGACGCCGUGCCCAACACCAGCGACAGCAGAAAGAAAUUGCGGAGCACGAAGAGGUUAGGCGGGUGAUGAUGGACGAAGGCAUCGACGUGCUCGACGCAGAUGAAGCCGAGAAGGCUACUCCUCUCGAUGCCCUAGUCGGCACUCCCCUACCGGGCGAUGAGAUUCUCGAGGCCAUCCCCGUAUGUGCUCCUUGGAACGCCCUCGGCAAGUUUAAAUACAAGGCGAAGCUGCAGCCCGGUGCCGUGAAAAAGGGCAAAGCUACAAAGGAAGUCAUGGAGCGCUGGAAAGCGGAUUCUAGCAAAAAGGGCGCCGUGGACGAAUCGUCCCUUGAUUCGGAAAGGAUGUGGCCUCGGGAGGUAGAGCUGAUCAAGGGCAUGAAGGUGGAGGAGAUUGUGAACUGCGUCCCCGCUGGGAAGGUGAGAGUCAUGAUGUCUGGUGGAAGUGGUGGUGGCGGCGGAGGAGGAAAAGGCGGACAAAAGGGCGGCGGCAAAGGCGGCAAAGGAAAGGCCAAGAAAUAG